Gryllus bimaculatus (two-spotted cricket) is the source of this 354-nucleotide messenger RNA. Lineage: Eukaryota; Metazoa; Arthropoda; Insecta; Orthoptera; Gryllidae. The record is from the annotation of a GenBank genome assembly.
AUGAAGAAAAGAGUAUUCUCGUUAGAAACUGUCGUUGUCAACAAAGGAAGUCACGACGGCAGACACGCACAGUCACCGCUGGAGCGCCGUCGCCUCGUAACAUCUCACAAGACACAGCAGGCCGACCGACCAGGGGAGCCCGCCUGCACAUCACUGGCGGCAAACCCGUGCGAAGAAGCCUUGCCUUCUCUUCCCUCGCUCAAGAGGGCGAUCUGCCCGCGCCCUCCACGGGCGGCAGAGGCGUCGUCGCGUCGUCGGCGUCCGGAGCGUCCCUGCAGUCGAUACGUCCGCGGUGGCGUCGGUGGCGUCGCUGGCGAGUCGGCGUCCGCAUGGCUCGCGGCGCCGCGCGGCUCU